This is a messenger RNA of Cuculus canorus (common cuckoo), 1703 nucleotides long. It is a transcript of the gene CCDC43, whose product is annotated as coiled-coil domain containing 43. Bases 29 to 661 code for a protein of 210 amino acids. The transcript is spliced from 5 exons. Lineage: Eukaryota; Metazoa; Chordata; Aves; Cuculiformes; Cuculidae. The record is from RefSeq and is a predicted model, not a curated record.
CCUCCCUCCGCCCCCCGCGCGGCCCAAGAUGGCGGCGCCCGGCGGGUUCGCGGCGUGGCUGGCGGCGCGGCUGGAGCCGCUGGGUCUGGACCAGGGCGUGUACGGGGCGUACAUCGAGGGGCUGCUCCGCGAGGCCGAGAGCGCCGAGGAGCGCCUGGAGGCCCUGCGAGCUGUCCUGGCCGCCUGCCUGGAAGAAGAUCUCUUGAAUGAUGUUUGCAGGGAGGUGGUCGAGAAGUGGUCUGAAUCUCAGAUUGUUGAUGCCAAAGAGGAGAAAGAAGACGAGAUCCAGGCCCUCACCAGCGUGAUGGAGAAGCAAGCCAGGAUUGUGGUGAAGCCAAAGGAGGUCUCCCAGGAGGAGAAGCAGCGGAAAGCUGCCCUCCUGGCCCAGUACGCCAACGUGACAGACGAGGAGGAUGACGGGGAUGAACAGGAUGGAUCGACUGGAACAGCUGUAAAUAUUGGAUCAGAAAAGUCGCUGUUCCGCAACACCAACGUGGAGGAUGUCCUGAACGCUAGGAAACUGGAGCGGGAGCUGCUGCGUGAUGAGUUUCAGAAGAAGAAAGAGCAGGAUAAACUCCAGCGAGAGAAGGACAAGCUGGCCAAGCAGGAGCGGAAGGAAAAGGAGAAGAAAAGGACACAGAAGGGCGAGCGGAAGCGGUAGCUGGGGUUUUCCAGUCGGACUCUCAAGAGAUGAAAUUAAUUAAAACUACAGUGUGUGUUUGAAAAGCAGCAGCGGUUCCAGGCACUCCUUUAGAAGUGUUUAUUUUUCUUUUUGCUUUUGAAAAGACUCGUGGCAGCUGGGCACUGCGGAGCGUGCCCUGUGCCGGUGGCGUCAAACAUCCCCACCCAUCGCGAUGAGAUUGUGUCCAUGUUGUAAAUCAAUCGGUUUUUACUUUAACUCCUUCAAGUCAAGAUGCAGGACAGGGCUUCCAAGCCGGCUGUGUCCUCCUGCCAGCAGAGACCUGCAGCGGCAGCGUGCUGUGAUUUGGGAACGGAGCAGAACCCCUUUCCAACACGGAACUGAGGACAUGCAGGGCGAGCAUGGAUUUAUUUACGCUGGCCAUUUGCAAAUGCCUGUAUUUGUGCUGCCGAGAGCUGCGCUUUGUCUGCAUUCUGGGAGAGAUGGGAUUGGAGCUGAUCUCGGUGAGAGCAAGCACUGCUCUGCCACAGAAGGGAAGCGCUGCGAGAUACCUAUAUCAUCCACGAGUGCGUGGUAGGGAAAUGUGCCGAUUAGAGCAGAGCUGCAGCGAAUCACUCCUGUCCCUGUGCUGUUUUAAGGCACUGUGCCGGUAGCUGGAGAAUGGUGCUCCUCAAUGUGGCGUGGGUGAAGGUCGACUCUGAUUUCAAGACCGACUCUGAUUUCAAGGUCAGGUUGGAUGUGAGCGAGUUGGUUGCCCUCACUGGGUACAGCUGAAUGCUUCUCCUGCCCCCACGGCCUCCUUACUUGCCGUUUCCAGUGCUUUCCAUGACGCUGUCACCUGCAUCCAGAAAGGAAAGCAUUGACUUCUGUAAGCUGAGCAUGUGGGAGGAGCUGCUUCGCGCUCUGGCUGAUGUGUUUGCUGGUGCCACGCGCUCCUGGCAGCUCCUGACGGGGUGUCCCAGCGCCUGCGUUCUGCACUGUUCUGAUUAACGGGUGAUGGUUCUUGUUCAGCUGCUGCAAGUGUGAGUGUCGAACUGCCUAAGAAACAAUAAAGCUGGUUGGC